Messenger RNA from Aspergillus eucalypticola CBS 122712, 1755 nucleotides. Its product is annotated as vitamin H transporter. Gene Ontology annotation, molecular function: transmembrane transporter activity. The coding region runs from base 225 to 1631 and encodes 468 amino acids. NCBI's taxonomy places the organism in Eukaryota, Fungi, Ascomycota, Eurotiomycetes, Eurotiales, Aspergillaceae. The record is from RefSeq and is a predicted model, not a curated record. The transcript is spliced from 6 exons. Gene Ontology annotation, cellular component: membrane. Gene Ontology annotation, biological process: transmembrane transport.
UGUCGAACGAUGGCAGCUACAGCACCAUAUCGUUUCCCUAUUCGCAAUGCCGGCAUAGGCGUUGUGCCCUGAGCGGGCAGCAUAAAUAACCUGCAAGGAGUCGAUGGUCUAGUGGGUGACAUGUAGGCAGGCCUGUCAAACCAAGUAUUCCCAACACUUCCUUCAUCUCUCAAUGACACUUUAACUCCAUUAGUCGCUUUAAUCAUUGUUCGCACCAGUCCCUAAUGGCAGAAGAUUCGGAUUACAAGCUCAAGUGUGACGCCUCUCUUUCAGAGGAGAUAGAGAAUGUUAUUACCUCGCCUUUCUCUCCCGAGGAGGAAAAGGCCCUCGUGCGGAAGGUUGAUUUGACUUUGCUUCCAACAAUAUGGAUCAUGUACCUCCUUUCCUACAUGGAUCGGACCAAUAUCGGUAACGCAAAGAUCUCGGGUAUGCAGGAGGAUUUGGAUUUGACAUCCGGCCAAUAUUCGAUUGCUCUGGUUGUCUUCUUCAUCGGAUAUGUUGUCUUUGAAGUUCCCAGCAACUUAGUACUAAGCCACACGCGCCCAUCGUUGUUCCUAACUGGUAUCAUGGUAAUAUGGGGAGCACUAACCUGUGUGAUGGGCGUGAUAAAAGACUACAAACACCUUGUGGUAUUGCGCGCACUGAUUGGCUGUGUUGAAGCGGGCUUCGCACCUGGUGUCCUUCUUGUCCUCUCGUCUUGGUACAAACGGACGGAACAAUCGAAGCGAUUUGGUGUCUACAUUUCUGCUGCAAUUCUUUCAGGGGCGUUUGGAUCUUUACUAGCAGCAGGUAUUAUCCAGGGUCUAGAGGGAGUUCAUGGAAUAAGAGGGUGGAGAUGGCUGUUCAUUGUGGAGGGAUCUGCAACUGUGGGAGUAGCGAUCAUAUGUGCCUUCAUUUUGCCCGACUUUCCGGCCACCUCUAGGCGCUUAUCAGAACGAGAGCGACAUGUGGCUAUCGCACGGCUAGCGACAGACAAUGUCACAUCUUUGACCGAAGACAGCCCGGAAUUGUCACAUUGGAAUGCUGUUGUCGAGUCGGCUAAGGAUUGGCGGACCUGGGGAUUUGUGGUCGGAUAUAUGGUCAUAGUCGGCUCUAGCACACUGUCCUACUUCUACCCUACACUCGUGAAGGGCCUUUUCGGAGAUUCAUCCACUGAAAGGGUGAACUUCCUGACAGUACCGAUCUACGCAGUCGCAUUUGUCUGCACCGCCAUCACCGCAUACUUCAGCGACAAAAUUCCCCAAUGGCGAGGUCUUGUCAUUGCUGGCUGGCUGAGUGCAUCGCUAGCUUGUUCCAUUGCAGUUUGUGUUGUAUACAACUAUACUGCACGGUAUGUCCUUCUCGUACUUAUGGCUGCCGGAUUGUGGGCAACCAAUGGAGGCACCCUUGCGUAUGCGUCAUCUGCAUUUGCGAACAUGCACCCGCAAGUAAGAGGCGUCAGCCUUGCGCUAGUAAAUGCAUUGGGGAAUCUAGCCCAAAUAUACGGCUCGUACUUGUUCCCUUCCUCCGACGGUCCGAAGUAUAUCAUGGGGUUCUCGGUGAUAUCCGCAAUGCUUGCUCUCGGAGUGGUAGUCUUUCUUGUGAUACACGUCUGGUUUCGUCGGCGCGCGAUUGCCAUCAGCCAUACGUGAUGCUUCAUGCUGGUCAUGGGCUCUCUCAUUGCUAGCAUAGAGAAAUGAAGUACUAACGACAUGAUGGAGAUGAUGUUAGGGUUAUUAGCCUGUGAAAGUACAUUUACAAGUACCUGCUUUACGA